AUGUCGAGCGCAGGAAACUCCGCUGAAGUCUUCGCCUUCUAUCGCUAUGACCCAAGCAUGGGCGGUGCCGUGCUUUUUAUCCUGCUCUUCAUCGGCACGACCGCAUAUCAUAUCUUCCAAAUGAUCAGGUCCCGCACGUGGUUUUUCAUUCCCUUCGUUAUCGGGGGCAUAUUCGAGAUUAUCGGAUACAUCGGACGCGCCACGUCCAGCAGGCAGACCCCGGAUUGGACACUCGGCCCUUACCUUGUACAGACCCUCUUUCUUUUACUGGCACCCGCGCUUUUAGCAGCCUCGAUUUACAUGUUUCUCGGACGCAUUAUUCUUGUAUUACGAGCCGAAUCCCAUGCCUUGCUGAAGAAAAAGUGGUUGACCAAGAUAUUCGUGACGGGCGAUGUGCUCUCGUUCCUAUUGCAGGGUGCUGGCGGUGGCAUUCAAAGCAGCGGAAACCCAGACAGCAUGAAGACUGGCGAGCGUAUUAUUGUCGUCGGCCUCCUCGUCCAGGUCUUCUUCUUCGCUUUCUUUAUCAUCACAGCCUCCCACUUCUACUGGAAGCUCAAGAGAUACCCAAUCCCACGCUCCUGCUCUCCGGAUAUUCCUUGGUUCAAACACCUCAAGGUACUAUAUGUGACGAGCUUCUUGGUUAUGGUCCGCUCCAUCUUCCGGCUAGUUGAGUACAUCCAAGGGAAUAACGGGUACCUAUUGCGCCACGAGGCCUAUCUAUAUAUCUUCGAUGCAUUGCUUAUAUUCGUGACCAUGGUCAUCUUUAAUGUGAUUCAUCCGCACGAAAUUGGCCAGCUUCUGCGCAACCACACGGACAACGACAUGGCUCCCUUCCCUGACCAGGAAGCAAUAAAGCCAUAUGGAGUGUACCCUGGCGCAUGA
This is a messenger RNA of Aspergillus versicolor CBS 583.65, 882 nucleotides long. Its product is annotated as RTA1 domain-containing protein. NCBI's taxonomy places the organism in Eukaryota, Fungi, Ascomycota, Eurotiomycetes, Eurotiales, Aspergillaceae. The record is from RefSeq and is a predicted model, not a curated record. Gene Ontology annotation, cellular component: membrane. The coding region runs from base 1 to 882 and encodes 293 amino acids. The transcript has 3 exons.